UUAAUUGUUUAGCAAUCUAAAAACUUUGUUAUUGUUUUUUUUUGUUGAAGCUGUUGCCCUAAAGUGAUGAGAUUGGCGAGAGAAGAGGGAGGUUUUAACUGGGGAUUAAUGUUUGAAGCUGCCUGCACGUUGACUUUGCAUUUUUUUUCUCUCUCGACCCGCAAUAAAUAUUUCUUCAAAUUGCCAAAGGAUAGGACUCCUUACGCCCUACCCUAUAUAAAUCUCCUCGAUUCCAUAACAAUCUUUCAGCCCAAGUGAUCCAAAAAAGAAGAUUAAUACACACAUCAAAGCUGGCAGGUUGGAAAAGCAGCAGCGGCGCCACUAGCAGAGCAAGAUUUUGAAAAUGCUUUCAAGGAGUACCAGUACUCCUUGCUUCCCGAAAGUCUCGUCACAAGGGCUGCAGAUGUACUCUAUGACGGCCGAAGAGGUUGCUUCUUCCUCUCUUGAUGCAAACUCGGGCUCAGAUUCUCAUCGAAACUCUCUUCUCUGCAGUUUCUCCAUUCUCAAGGACAAGGUUCAUCAGGUGCAGUCCCUGAUCAGCAUCCUCAUCUCCCCAAAUCACAGCCAAACCGAAUCUUCAACAUGCUUAGCCACAGCCACCGUGAAUACUGUAAUCCAAGAAAUUAUCAUGACAGCUUCCUCAAUAAUGUUCACUUGCCAACAAAUGGCUCUUGGUUCUACGUCCGGUUGCACUAGCAACGAUGAAAUAUUGUACGGCCAGCAGCAGCGUCAAAGUGGAUUUCCUCAACCAAACUUUGGCGGAAACAGUAAUACUGUUGGAAACAUAGGCCAAGAAAGAGAGCAAACACAGCGAAGCUUCUACACUGGUGACACGCUUGAUAAUUGGGAUGCUGAAACCUGUAAUGUUUUCGGGAAUAUUAAGGAUGAUAAUCGAAGUGUCAUCGUUGGAAACAACAGAGUGGAAGGAAGAUCAUCAGAAGUGCCUCAAGUAAUGGGAGUUACUAAUAACGAAUUAGCAUUCAUAAAAGUGCUUUCAUCAAAGAGUGAUGAUAUCAUUGAAUUGGAGGCUGCCGAUUUGUUGGCUAAGUACACACAUUAUUGCAAAGUUUGCGCAAAAGGGUUCAAGAGAGACGCCAACUUGCGAAUGCACAUGAGGGCUCACGGAGACGAAUACAAGACCAGUGCUGCUCUAAGCAACCCCAUGAAGAAUGAAAGCACGUCGGAUAACAAGGAGGGUUCGACUAUAUUUCCGAGGAAAUAUUCGUGUCCACAAGAAGGGUGCAGGUGGAAUCGAAAGCAUGCGAAGUUCCAGCCUCUGAAGUCCCUGGUUUGCGUGAAGAAUCACUACAAGAGGAGCCAUUGCCCGAAGUUGUACGUUUGCAAGAGAUGCAGCCAGAAGCAGUUCUCGGUGCUAUCUGAUCUACGAACACACGAGAAGCACUGCGGGGAUGAUCAGAAGUGGCAGUGCUCAUGUGGGACAACAUUUUCACGGAAAGACAAACUCAUGGGUCAUGUUGCUUUGUUUAUUGGGCACACGCCGGCAAUUACGUCAUUGACCAAGCUGGAGAAAAUGGAGCCUCAGGCCCUCAAGCAGUGCAGAUAAUGUAAAAUAUCAUGAAUAGCUGAUCAUAGGAAAAAAUAAUCAAUCUGGUACGUAACGAUCCGAUAUUCGAAUAAGAGUUGCUUUCCUUAUGUCGAUUUGCUAUAUGCUUAACUUGAUAUAAUAUAGCACUUACUGAAGCUA
Carya illinoinensis is the source of this 1705-nucleotide messenger RNA. Its product is annotated as protein SENSITIVE TO PROTON RHIZOTOXICITY 2-like. The coding region runs from base 344 to 1564 and encodes 406 amino acids. Gene Ontology annotation, biological process: response to aluminum ion; response to acidic pH. NCBI's taxonomy places the organism in Eukaryota, Viridiplantae, Streptophyta, Magnoliopsida, Fagales, Juglandaceae. The transcript has a single exon. The record is from RefSeq and is a predicted model, not a curated record.